AUGGAGUGGGGAGGCUGGCAGUGGUGGCUGCUGCUGCUGGUGGGCAUCCAGCUGGCCAGUGGCCAGUGCCCAGAGCAGUGCCAGUGCGUCCGCACCGCCCAGGUGGAGUGCUCCGGCGCUGGCAUCACCGCGGUCCCCAGCCCCAUCCCUGCAAAUGCUAUGACCCUCCAGAUCAUUAACACGCGCAUCGCUGAGCUGGGUGACGCGUCCUUCGGCAACGCCUCCCUGCUGAUCGGGCUGCGCAUCGAGAAGAACAACCUGUCGCGCAUCAGCCCCGGGGCCUUCCAGCACCUGCCUGACCUGCGCUACCUCAGCCUGGCCAGCAACAAGCUGCAGGAGCUCCCCGUGCAGGUCUUCGAGCCCCUGGGCAAGCUGGAGUCUCUGCUUCUCUCCAGCAACCAGAUCCUCCAGGUCGAGCCUUCCCACUUCGCCCACCUGAGCAACCUCAAGGAGCUGCAGCUGCACGGGAACAACCUGCAGGAGCUGAAGGAGGGGGUGUUCGACCAGCUCACCAGCCUCACCAAGCUCAACCUGGCCAGGAACAACAUCGACCGCCUGCCGCCCCGGGCCUUUGAGCGGCUGGCACGGCUGCAGGUGCUGCGGCUCUACGAGAACCGGCUCCGGCAGAUCCCGGCAGGCGCCUUUGACGGGCUGCCGGAGCUUCAGGAGCUGGGGCUGCACCAGAACCAGCUGGAGAUGCUGUCCCCGGAGCUCUUUGUGCACAACGGGAACCUGCAGAAGCUCUACCUGUCCAACAACCUCCUCGCCACCCUGCCGAGCGGCAUCUUCUUGCCCCUGCGUGCCCUUGCCAAGAUCACCCUGCACGUCAACCGCCUGCGGGACAUCUCCCCCAGUGCCUUCGGGCCCAUGCCGGACCUGCGGGAGCUGUGGCUCUACGAGAACGAGCUUUCCACCCUCCCAGCCGCCGUCUUCAGCAACCUCACCCAGCUGCAGCUCCUGGUCCUCAGCAAGAACCGGCUGCGCUCGGUGGCGCCGGGGGCUUUCCGGGGCUUGGGGGAGGUGCUGGAGCUGUCGCUGCACUCCAACUCCCUGCGCCGCCUGGACGCCCGGGCGCUGGAGGGGAUGCCCAAGCUGCAGAACAUCUCCCUGCACCACAACCAGCUGCAGACGCUGCCGCGGGGCCUCUUCGGGGCCACCCCGGAGCUGCGGCACCUGCAGCUGCACUCCAAUGCCCUGGAGUACCUGCCCGCCGGCAUCUUCUCCCCCCUGGCCACCCUGCGAGAGGUGAGGCUGCACAACAACUCCUGGCGCUGUGACGAGGGCAUCCUGCCCCUGCGGGGCUGGCUGGAGGACAACCCCCACAAGGUGGGCGAGACACCCCCCCUCUGUGCCCAGCCCCCCACCCUGCGGGGCACCCCCAUUGCCAGGCUGCCGCGGGACCAGCUCCUCGCCCCCCGGUCCCCCACUGCCUCCCCCCAGCCCAGCACCCCGCUCCCCGCUCGCCCCUCCGAGGUGGCGUUGCCAGAGGGUGCCUGGACGGAGCCCCCCACGGGGCUGCCGGUCUCCCCACGGCAGGAGGAGAAAGAGGAGGAAGAGGAGAGGGGCCGGUGGGGGCUGACACGCAUGCAGAGCGGGGUGGUGGUGGCGGUCAUUGUGCUGGUGUGUGUGGCCCUGCUCGCUGCUCUGGUGGCACUGGUGGUCUACGGCUGUAGGAAGAAGAGCCACGUCGUGCUCAUGAGGAUGAAGGCGCCCAACGAAGCCUGA
Haliaeetus leucocephalus (bald eagle) is the source of this 1725-nucleotide messenger RNA. It is a transcript of the gene LRRC15, whose product is annotated as leucine rich repeat containing 15. NCBI's taxonomy places the organism in Eukaryota, Metazoa, Chordata, Aves, Accipitriformes, Accipitridae. The transcript has a single exon. Gene Ontology annotation, cellular component: extracellular matrix. Gene Ontology annotation, molecular function: protein binding. The record is from RefSeq and is a predicted model, not a curated record. Bases 1 to 1725 code for a protein of 574 amino acids.